AUGGUGAAUCAACAAGAAGAACGACCAAGCCCGCUGGGAGUACCAAGAGGCAAUCCUCACAACCCCGGAGGCUACGCCAACAGUAAUCGAGUUGAGGCCUGGGUCAAUAAUCCCUGGGGCCAUCAGCCUGGAUUGCACGACGGAGCACACCCGCGUGGUGGUGAUGGCCGCUGGCAUCGAGGUGGUCGUGGCGGCCAUUCGAAUCGAGGAGGCCGCGGAAAUCAGAGAGGCCGUGAUUUUGGAGGAGACCAAAACUUGGACUUCUACCACAAUCCCUUCAAUCGUGGAAAUCACCGAGGUCGCAACCGAGGCCGAGCUGGCCACUAUCCCCGCGGUAGUCGUGGUCGAGGGAACCUCAGCAGCAAUGGCGGUGGCGUCGACGACUAUGCGAGGGGAAUGGCAGACGCAUUUCGUUUCAUGGGCGCCGGCCAGAACCAAGCCAGCAUCAAGAUUGAAAAAGACAGUGGCGCAUCACAGGAUAACCCGGAUGCUGCUUUGGCAGCCACCCGCGGAAGAACUGGCACAGAUGCAACACCGUCACUGAAUCAAAAUCAGGGAAAGCAGGACACUUUGAAAUCAUCAACGGAUGGGAAUCAAUCUACACUCACCUCAACUGUCACGAAGAGAAAGCGUGGACAGGAUGGUGCGGUUGAGGAUACCCGUGCCGAAGAUGCGGACAAGACAAAUAAGAGGAAGAAGCAGGACAAGCAGGUCCAGGAAAUACAAUACUGCCGUUUGUGUCAUACGCUUGGCCAUUGCGCCAGGAGUGCCUGCAAAGCGACAGAAGUCCACACUUUCAAGAAAGUCAAAUCAGUCUGGGAAGACAUUAUUGGCGAGCUUGACCUGUUCAACCGCCAGCCUCCCGAGACGGAUUUGGUGCAAGCUCAGCAUGCCGUGUAUAGCUGGACACAGUGUUGGGCAAAGGACGUGAACGAGUACAUUCACGACCGAGAUGCGUAUUGGACUCUUCUUUCAA
Cladophialophora carrionii CBS 160.54 is the source of this 976-nucleotide messenger RNA. RefSeq lists its product as uncharacterized. Lineage: Eukaryota; Fungi; Ascomycota; Eurotiomycetes; Chaetothyriales; Herpotrichiellaceae. The annotation marks the transcript as partial. The transcript has a single exon. The record is from RefSeq and is a predicted model, not a curated record.